CUGCCGUCGCCUUCACGAGACCUUUAUUUCAGGUCCCUUUGCCAUUUUUCAUGCAUCCGACUCCCUCUCUGGUCUCUAACCUCCUUGGUCUAAGGUUCUCUUUUGACCUUGUGAACUGAUCAUAUCAGAAAAAAUACUAAUUGUCCGACAGCAAUCCAAGGGCACAGUCCCCUUUUGUUUAAUUCGUUCACCAUAACUUUAAAUUCACGCAAACGCGUACGUGAUUCCAUAAUUGAUAAUGCUACUAGGAAGGAAAAGUUGGACGAGAUCCCGUGCCUUUUCCUAAAUUCUUCCCGAUAAACCCUCAUUCAUACUUUCCCCGGAAGCUCUACUGCGCACGUACCAUAGAAUAUCACUCACAUCGUUCACUCGGCCCUUUUUAACCUAAACCAGCAUGUUCGAUACGGCAUCCACAAGGUCAAACUCCAUUAGCAAUCCGGUGAACAAUUUAGUUCAUGGCAUCCUCUCCCACGACAGUAAUGUCAUGCUCGCCGCGGUCAUCUCAUUGCUUCUGGUGAUUCUCUUUGUCUUACUGCUGCAUGUGUAUGCUAAAUGGUUUCUAGUAAAAGCCCGUCAAAGGAGUAGAAGGUCUGUUUCGGUUCCACAAGUUUUAGGAGCUCGUUUUCAUCACUUUCCUUCGAUCCUGGUUGACACCACAGUUAAUUCUGCUGCCUCCCCGACGAUGGGUCUCGAAUCUUCGGCCAUUUCUUCCAUACCGCUUUUUGUGUUCAGAGCUGAUGACGACGACGACGACGAGCAUAAUAAGCAUGGACGACUGAGUGAAUGCGCUAUCUGUUUGAGUUCGUUCGAAGAUGAGGAAAUGGGAAGGAAACUGCCCCGGUGCAGCCAUGCGUUUCACGUCGAAUGCAUUGAUAUGUGGUUGCAUUCUCAUUCAACUUGCCCAAUUUGUCGUUGCCCAGUACUGACGUUCGAGAUCGUAAAUCUCCUGAUCAGUCCAAAUUGUUAGGGGACGGGAGGCCGUUGAUCGAGAAAUAGCUGAAACAAUAAUAUUGUUGGAUGAAGUGGCCGCCGAAAUGAGUGAAGACCAGACCUCAUCAAGGUUGGAGAUUAUAGUCGAGGAGGUUCCUAAUACAGAGAAUGGAAAUAAUUGCAGGAAAGACAUAAAUUCCGUGUGCUCGACAUCGUCGGCCCCAGUCAAACGCACAUUUGGUCGUCGUCGGCGACUCCUUAAAGAGAAUUAUGAGCAGCAGGAGUAGAUCUGAACGUCAGGUCCAUCCUCUGCCUCUGGGGGGCCACUGAAUUGGACUUGUGAUGCAAGAAGUCUUUAAGGGUUCUAUCCAUGGGAUAGUGGUAAUGAUCGAGGAGGGCAAUCGUAUCCUACCUUUUGAAAUGUUUUCCGUUUUGGGUUUGAACGAACGAGUCUGCUUCAUAAUGGUUCUUCUUGUCAAUUUCUGUUUCUUAAUAAUAAUAAGGCACUGUUUGGAUUGAAGGAAAGAGAAUGAAAGGAAAGGAGAAAAAGAAAGAAGUGCAGAGGAAAUCGGAGUUCAUCCAUAUUAUUUGAAUCGCAGA
Coffea arabica (coffee) is the source of this 1530-nucleotide messenger RNA. RefSeq names its product RING-H2 finger protein ATL64-like. Gene Ontology annotation, molecular function: transferase activity. Gene Ontology annotation, biological process: protein ubiquitination. The record is from RefSeq and is a predicted model, not a curated record. NCBI's taxonomy places the organism in Eukaryota, Viridiplantae, Streptophyta, Magnoliopsida, Gentianales, Rubiaceae.